AUGCUCUCCGCACCUCCCGACAUCCCUGCAGCGGGCGUCGCGGCGGGUGGCAUCACCGGCGCGACACCCGUAUGGCGGGAAGGCCGCAGCAGCUGGGACAGCCUGGUGGAUGUACCAGAGUUGGCAGAGGUGCUGAUGGCGGCGCCACCCACGCGCGACUUUGCGGGCGCGCGAGACUUGAAGCCGCCCCUUUCCACUGCCACUGCAGCAAGCAAUGGCAGCACUGCCAAGACACCAGCCGCAGCGACAGAGCCUGCGCCUCCCCCGGCAGCUGGAGAAGUGGACACCUCGGACCCCCUGGCAGCCUUCCAGGCUGAGAUUGCCGCAGUGGAAGCGGAGGUCGCGGCGGCGGUCGAGGCCGAGGCAGGUGUGGGCAGCGGCCACACCGAAGACGCAGGGGGACCGGCGACGCCUGAGGAGCUGGAAUUUGAGGACGACGAUGGGACGGUGUACGUUUGGGACGGGGCGCUGCGCAAGUACCUUCCGAAAGACGCAGGCACAGCAGCGGCAGCGGCGGCGGCGGCAUCUGGUGGCGGGGACGCGGGCGCGUAUGAUCUGGAGGCGAUGACGUUCGCGGCUGACGACGAGGUGCUGCCGACGCUGGCGGGCGCCAAGGCGGCUGUUGCGGCGGCGGCGGGGGCUGAGGGGGUCGGCGAGGGCGAGGCAGCGGCAGCGACCGAGCGGAAGUCCACCCCCACCACAACCCACUCCACCUUACAUCAGCGCAAGCGCGACGCGAUCGUGGCAGACCACAAGGACAAGAUGGCGAAGAAAGCCGCCGCGAAGAAGGAGCACGAGGAGCAGCAGCGGGGCUGGUUUGAGUUGAAGAACAACACCAGCGUGUACGUCAACGGGCUGCCGUUCGACACCAACGAGAAGGAGGUGGCGGCGGUGUUCUCCAAAUGCGGCCUCAUCAAGGAGGGGCCGGACGCGCAGCCACGUGUCAAGCUCUACAGGGACAAGGACGGUGGCGGGCUCAAGGGCGAUGCUCUGGUGACGUACCUCAAGGCCCCGAGUGUGCAGCUCGCGACCACGCUGCUGGAUGGCACGCCGCUGAGGGACGGUGGCAAGCCCAUGAGCGUCACGCAGGCCAAGUUUGAGAUGAAGGGUGAGGCCUACCAGGCCAAGGACAAAGCCACUGCCCCCGGCGGCGCAGGCGCACAGCAGCAGCAGCGAAAGCGGGGCCCAAAGGCCAAAGGAGGCAAUAGGGCCAGCACAAAGGCGCAGCUAGACCGGCUGGAAAAGAAGCUGGGUUGGGGCGGCUUUGACGACAAGCUGCCGCUGGAAAAGAUCACUGUGAUCUUGACCGGUAUGUUUGACCCGCGGGAGCUGGAGUCGCAGCUGGGGGCAGCGGAGGAGCUGGAGGUGGAGGUGAAGGAGGAGUGCUCCAAGAUGGGACCUGUGGACAAGGUCCGAGUGUUCAAGGGCCACCCCUUGGGCGUGGUGAGCGUGCGCUUCAAAACCGAGGAAGGCGUGCAGGCGGCGCUGCAGCGGCUGGACGGGCGCUUUUUCGGCGGUCGGCGGAUAGGGGCGGCGCUGUGGGACGGCAUCACCAAUUACAACUUCAAGGUGAAGGAGACACCGGAGGAGGAGGCCGCGCGGCUGGAGGCGUACACACGUGACAUGGAGGCCAAGGCCACCGCCGCUGCUGCGGCGGCUGUUCCGGAGGCAGCAGCGGCGGCGACAGGGGGAGGCAGCACGGGCACGGGCGAAGCCGAGCCGAUGGAUUUAGCAGCGAGCUAA
Monoraphidium neglectum is the source of this 1743-nucleotide messenger RNA. RefSeq names its product HIV Tat-specific factor 1. Gene Ontology annotation, molecular function: RNA binding. Lineage: Eukaryota; Viridiplantae; Chlorophyta; Chlorophyceae; Sphaeropleales; Selenastraceae. The transcript is spliced from 9 exons. Bases 1 to 1743 code for a protein of 580 amino acids. Gene Ontology annotation, biological process: mRNA splicing, via spliceosome. The record is from RefSeq and is a predicted model, not a curated record. Gene Ontology annotation, cellular component: U2-type spliceosomal complex; U2 snRNP.